This is a messenger RNA of Cylicostephanus goldi, 848 nucleotides long. NCBI's taxonomy places the organism in Eukaryota, Metazoa, Nematoda, Chromadorea, Rhabditida, Strongylidae. The record is from the annotation of a GenBank genome assembly.
CGCCUAUUUCGAAAACUUCCCUCAUUUUAUACGAUUUCCAGGUUGCCGAACUGAAAGCGGACUGUGUUCUUCGAGGUCAACAAGGCACCUAUCAGUGUGUGGCCUCCAACGAACAUGAUCUCACAGAUGAAAGAGCUGGUCCUCCGCGUUUCUUGCGCUGCCUUGGUGAUAUUUGGAUGCCUUUGGGCGAGGAAGUUGUGCUUCAAGUCGAAGUAGCUGGAUAUCCUGCUCCGGAUCUGAUCUGGUACCAUCAGGAUAAGCGUGUAGUAGAAGGAAAGAACGUUAAGAUCAAUUAUACUUCCGAGACUGUUUGUGAACUGCGUAUAUCGGAUGUUACCCUUCGGGAUCUUGGCAGCUAUGCUGUAGAAGCUUCUAAUGUGCAUGGCCUAGUCAAAACCACCUGCUUCCUUAACGCUGGAGAACCGCGUCAUGCUGAACCGCCACAAUUCCAACAGAUAGAAGCUCCAGAAAUUGCUGUUCAGCCCAAAGUUGCUUUCCACGACUCGGUGAAAAAAUCAGCUUCAACGAUGCGCAUGGAAAUGCGAAAGAAAGGCGCCCCACCAAAUUUCAUCCAAGGUUUGGAGGACAUGGAACUCCAAGCUGGUGACUCCGCUGCCGUGGCUGGAAAACUAUCAAGAAAACACCGCCAUCGUCAUGGCGUAGACUUGAGGAAAACCUUGAAGAGUUCCAAACUUGACGCUCGUAGCCUCGCCGCAGCCAUUAUGGCUGAUAUGCAAGCUAAUGGUAAUGGUGACACUCCUCGACAUAGUAUUGAUGAGUCCAAGCACGAUGGUGGUGAGUUUGAAGAGAGUUUCAGGCACAUCGGUACAGUUAUGAUGAAGGUCUAA